AUGUUCGUACAAUACCACUCCCCACCUCAACCCUACACCGCCAAUCCCAAACCCCUCCCGCCUCUACACACCAACGUCCUAGCCGAAUCGGAAUCCUGCCUGCACUUCCCCGCCCCGACGAGUCCGCAGGAAGUGUAUCGAAGCCCACUACAACGACAUAUCCAAACAAUAUUUGGUGCAGAAGGAGGAGGAGGAGACUGGAACCAACAACACUACCAUCACAAAAUCCCCACCCAAUCCCACCCAUCAGGCCUCCCCCUCCCCAUCCCCCUCCGCCAAGAACAAAAACAGAAACACCAUGAAACCCACCGCCCCACCGCUGCUGCCCUCAACAAACCUGGCUUUGGCUUCCCCCUCGACCAGCAAAAGAAAGCAGAUCCACUGACACGAAAUCACAACAGUAAUGCCCGGAACCGGAACCAGCAGACCUCGGCUUUCCAACCGCAGCGAAGAGCCAAGGGGACGAAUAGUUGGCAGUUGAAGCAGUUCGCCGAGGCGACGUUGGGGAGCGAUAGUUUGAAGAAGGUGGUGCAGUUGCCUGAGGGGGAGGAUCGGGGGGAGUGGUUGGCUGUGAAUGUGGUCGACUUCUACAACCAACUCAACCUCCUCUACGGCGCCAUCACCGAAUUCUGCUCCCCUCACUCCUGCCCGGAAAUGAAAGCAACCGACGAAUUCGAAUACCUCUGGCACGACCCCCCCACCUACUCAAAACCCACCCGCCUUCCCGCACCCCAAUACAUCUCCCUCCUCCUAACCUGGACCAGCAACCACCUCAGCAACCCCUCCAUCUUCCCCACCCAACCCGGCGUCCCGUUCCCCGAAGGGUUUGAGAAGCAGAUCCGGGUGAUUUUUAAACGCUUGUAUCGCGUGUAUGCGCAUAUUUAUUGUCAUCAUUAUGGGGUUGUCCGCGGGUUGGGGUUGGAGGCGCAUUUGAAUACCGGGUUUAAGCAUUAUGUGCUUUUUGUCGAGGAGUUUGGGUUGGCGGGGGAUGAAGGGGGUGGGGUUAAAGGUGGGAAGGCGGGGAGGGGGGAGUGGUUUGGGCCGUUGGGGGAGUUGGUGGAGAGUAUGCUUAGGAGUGAGUGA
Messenger RNA from Recurvomyces mirabilis, 1083 nucleotides. RefSeq names its product Mitotic exit network component (gene MOB1). Gene Ontology annotation, biological process: positive regulation of protein phosphorylation; signal transduction; cell division. Gene Ontology annotation, molecular function: protein kinase activator activity. NCBI's taxonomy places the organism in Eukaryota, Fungi, Ascomycota, Dothideomycetes, Mycosphaerellales, Teratosphaeriaceae. Gene Ontology annotation, cellular component: nucleus; cytoplasm. The transcript has 2 exons. Bases 1 to 1083 code for a protein of 360 amino acids. The record is from RefSeq and is a predicted model, not a curated record.